Messenger RNA from Nematolebias whitei (Rio pearlfish), 2430 nucleotides. Its product is annotated as netrin receptor UNC5D. Gene Ontology annotation, cellular component: membrane. Gene Ontology annotation, biological process: netrin-activated signaling pathway. Lineage: Eukaryota; Metazoa; Chordata; Actinopteri; Cyprinodontiformes; Rivulidae. The record is from RefSeq and is a predicted model, not a curated record. Gene Ontology annotation, molecular function: netrin receptor activity. The transcript is spliced from 17 exons. Bases 1 to 2430 code for a protein of 809 amino acids.
AUGGCAGUAGAGAGCGAGGAAGAAAUGGAGCCAAAGAGCAGUGAGAAGAGCGCGCAGCAUUUCUGCCCACCUGAAAACAUUGCUCCAGGCGCCGUGGAAGACAUGCCUGCCGUCUCCCUGCUACAGGUGGCCGGGCCUGGUACAUGCAAUGGGUGUGCGCAAUGGGCACGCGCAGCUCUGCACACGCACAGCCGUGGCGUUUUCAGCCGUCUCCAGUGGAACUUAACCAAAAUCGGACUGUCUGCUGCAUCAUCUCCUGUCGACCAUUUUCUGGAUAUUCGCCUGUCUGGGUGCUUUGCUGAUCCUGCUGGGUCCUGCCUGAUCCCCAUAGGUCCCAGAGGUGAAGCUCUGCAUCAUGGCCAGUCUGGGACCCUGCCCCGCUUCCUGGAGGAGCCCGUUGAUGCCUACAUUAUUAAAAGCAACCCCAUCAUGCUGCGGUGUCAAGCCCGGCCUGCGCUCCAGAUCUUCUUCAAGUGCAAUGGAGAGUGGGUCCACCAGAGCCAACACAUGUCUCAGGAGAUCACUGAUGUUGUGACAGGGCUGAAGAUUCGUGAAGUGACGAUCAACGUGUCACGUCAGCAGGUAGAGGACUUCCAUGGUCCGGAGGAUUACUGGUGUCUGUGUGUGGCCUGGAGUCACUUGGGAACCUCCAAGAGCCGCAAGGCGACCGUCCGCAUUGCAUACCUGAGGAAGAACUUUGAGCAGGACCCUCAAGGCACCGAAGUGCCUCUGAAUGGCAUGAUUGUGCUGCACUGCCGUCCCCCAGAGGGAGUGCCUGUGGCUGAGGUGGAAUGGCUGAGAAAUGAGGAUUCUCUACAUUUUGGUGAUGGUGGUUUGAUCAACAUGAGAGGUGGCCAUGAUCUCAUCGUCUCUGAAGCUCGACUCUCUGACUCUGGGAAUUACACGUGCAUUGCCAGCAACAUUGUGGCCAAGAGACGCAGUGCCACAGCCUCAGUUGUGGUUUAUGUGAAUGGAGGCUGGUCAUCGUGGACAGACUGGUCCCCGUGUAGCGUACGAUGUGGUCGGGGUGUGCAGAAACGUUCUCGAACUUGCACAAAUCCAGCUCCCCUCAACGGAGGAGCCUUCUGUGAGGGAAUGUCUGUGCAGAAGAGUCCAUGCAACACUGUAUGUCCAGUUGAUGGUGGUUGGGGACAGUGGACUGAGUGGUCUGUGUGUAGCUUGGACUGUGAGAGGCAGCGCAGCAGAGAAUGUACAGCUCCUGAGCCCAAACAUGGAGGAAGGCUGUGCGACGGGGUGGCGCUGGCUGCAGACAACUGCACGGGUGGCAUGUGCACGCAGAACCGUAAGUUACUCCACGAUGCAAAGCCUCAAGGUGUGGAGAGGACCAGUGAUGUGGCCUUGUACUCGGGCUUGGCAGUGGGGGUGGUGACAGUGGUACUACUGAUAAUCGCCGUCACUCUUUAUCGGCGAAGCCAAAGCGAGUAUGGUGUUGAUGUCAUUGACUCGUCUGCCCUCACCGGGGGGUUCCAGUCGUUCAGCUUCAAGACGUCCCGACAAGCAAACCCUCUGCUCAUUAAUUCAUCCAUGCAGCCCGACCUGACGGUGUCGCGAACGUACACCAGCCCCAUGUGUUUCCAGGACUCCAUUGACAAGGAGAUAAUGGCUGAGCACUCACUACUCAACCCGCUGCCUGAUCUGAAGGCCAAAGGGAUGGCAGAAAGGGCAGAGUACCACAUCAUGUCCCACCCUCAGACAUUUCCACGGGGCCUCGCUCCAGACUACAGAGAGGUUCCUGUAGGGACAACACUGGGCCGAAGAGGCAGAAACCUUUUCACUCAGCAAGCCUUUCAGCCUCACAGCAGGCCUCUGAACAAAGCAACCGCGGUGUUUGGCCACGCUGGAGGCAGGCUGGUGGUGCCAAACACAGGUAUCAGUCUGUUGGUGCCUCAUGGGGGGAUCGCAGAAGACACUACCUGGGAAAUGUACAUGAGCAUCAACCAGGAGGACAGCAGCACCGUGUCCGAGGACGGGUCAGAGAUCUUUUUGAGCCCUACAGUCACAUAUGGCCCCCCAGGCCUGGACCUGUCCUUUCCAACAGCCAUGACCAUAGCUCAUUGUGCCGAAGCUGCUGCUGAGAACUGGAGCAUCAGAUUAAAGAGACAGAGCCCAGACAACAAGUGGGAGGAAGUGAUGUCUGUAGAUGAGGAGAGCACUUCCUGCUAUUGUCUGCUGGAGGCCCAUAGAUGUCAUGUGCUACUGGGGCAGCCGGGACAAUAUGCGCUGGUGGGGAAGCCUUUGAACCAGGAGGCAGCCAAGCGACUCCGGCUGGCAGUGUUCGGAAGUUCUGAUUCCAGCAACUCUCUGGGAUUCACCCUUCGGGUGUACUGUGUGGAUGACACACCCCAUGCUUUUCAGAUGGUGGAUGCUGUCUAUCAUGGUGCGCUAAGAUUCAUAAUUGGCUGUAACUAA